Molecule: messenger RNA, 2799 nt
Organism: Pollicipes pollicipes
Lineage: Eukaryota; Metazoa; Arthropoda; Thecostraca; Pollicipedomorpha; Pollicipedidae
Product: dynamin
Exons: 1
Biological process (GO): synaptic vesicle budding from presynaptic endocytic zone membrane; receptor internalization
Cellular component (GO): cytoplasm; plasma membrane; synapse
Molecular function (GO): microtubule binding; GTP binding; GTPase activity
Source: RefSeq, a predicted model, not a curated record
AGCGGUGUGCGCUGUGGCGGGCGCGGAGUAUCUCGGUGUGUGGUGCGCGAUGGGCGGGUUUUGUGUUGGUUGCGGCUGGGGAGGCUGAGUUGGUUACGUCGCUGAGGCUUCUUGCAAUCGAUUUCGCGGAUCUGAACAUCUGCAGCCGUUGCUGUGUGCAGUGGCGUGGCUUUUUCGAGACGGGAUCACAGCGAGCGACUUCAGGAGUGUUGGUACAGCGCAGCUGCGCGCUGUGCAGGAUUUCGCCAAAGUGGUAUCGGGAGUCCUGGUCAUUUUGCAUGUUGAUCAACAGCUUUGCAAGUUCAUUUUGAUAGGGUUGCAUCUGGCACAUCACUUUUGCAUUGUGCAGAAGGUGCUCAGCAAGUGGCCUGCAAAAUGGCUGGAAAUGUGGGGAUGGAAAGCCUGAUUGGCAUAGUGAAUCAGUUGCAGGAUGCAUUCACACAGAUGGGUGUUAGCAUGCAGCUGGACCUGCCCCAGAUAGCUGUUGUUGGUGGUCAGAGUGCUGGGAAGUCCUCGGUAUUGGAGAAUUUUGUGGGGCAAGAUUUCCUACCCCGUGGCUCUGGCAUUGUCACAAGACGUCCAUUGGUUCUGCAGCUGAUCAACAAUCCUACUGAAUAUGGAGAAUUCUUGCACUGCAAAGGGCAACACUUCACAGAUUUUGAUGACAUCAGAAGAGAGAUCGAGGCAGAGACUGACCGUGUUACAGGUGCAAACAAAGGGAUCAGCCCAAUUCCAAUCAACCUCAGGGUGUAUUCGCCUCAUGUUCUGAAUUUGACCCUGGUGGAUUUACCUGGCAUGACAAGAGUGCCUGUGGGAGAUCAGCCCAAAGACAUUGAGGAGCAAAUCCGAAACAUGAUCAUGCAGUUCAUCACAAAGCCCAACUGCCUGGUGCUUGCUGUCACACCUGCCAAUCAAGACAUUGCAAUCAGUGAUGCUCUGAAGCUGGCAAGGGAAGUUGAUCCUGAUGGAAUGAGGACCAUCGGUGUCAUCACCAAGCUUGACCUGAUGGAUGAUGGGACUGAUGCUAAGGACAUCUUGGAAAACAAAACUUUGCCUCUGCGUCGAGGUUUUGUCGGAGUGGUGAACCGUAGUCAGCGGGACAUUGAGGGUCGCAAAGACAUCAGAGCAGCACUUGCUGCAGAAAGGAAGUUCUUCCUAAGCCAUCCAGCGUACCGAUCGAUGGCAGAUCGCAUGGGAACACCCCACUUGCAGCGGGUGUUGAACCAGCAGUUGUCCAACCACAUCAGAGAAACCUUGCCUUCACUCAGAGACAAGUUGCAAAAGCAGCUUCUAAGCAUGGAAAAGGAGGUGGAGGAGUAUAGGCACUUCAGACCUGAUGACCCAAGCAUCAAGACCAAGGCUAUGCUGCAGAUGAUCCAGCAGUUGCAGGCUGACUUCGACCGCUCCAUUGAAGGCUCUGGGAAAGGUGACGGCCGCAUCAACACCAACGAGCUGUCCGGCGGUGCCAAGAUCAACCGGCUUUUCCACGAACGGUUCCCGUUUGAGAUCGUUAAGAUGGAGUUCGACGAGAAGGCACUGCGCAAGGAGAUCGCAUUCGCCAUUCAGAACAUCCACGGCAUUCGCGUCGGUCUCUUCACGCCCGACAUGGCCUUCGACGCUAUCGUGAAGAAGCAGAUCGAGCGACUGAAGGAGCCCAGCUUGAAGUGCGUGGACCUGGUGGUGCAGGAGCUCACCAACGUGGUGCGUGCGUGUACCGAAAAGCUGGCACGCUACCCCCGGCUGCGAGACGAGGCUGAACGCAUCGUCUGCACGUUCAUUCGCGAGCGCGAGGCUGAGGUCAAGAAGCAGAUCAUUCUGCUGAUCAACUGCGAGCUGGCAUACAUGAACACAAACCACGAGGACUUCAUCGGCUUCGCCAACGCGCAGUCGCAGACGGAGAACGCCAACAAGACGGGUCGCAAGCUGGGCAACCAGGUGAUCCGCAAAGGCUGGCUGUCCAUCGGCAACCUGGGCAUCAUGCGCGGCGGCUCGCGCGACUACUGGUUCGUGCUGACGUCAGAGAGCCUUAACUGGUUCAAGGACGACGAGGAGCGUGAUAAGAAGUACAUGCUGCCGCUGGACAACCUGAAGCUGCGCGAUGUGGAGAGCGGCUUUAUAGCGCGCCGCCCGGCAUUCGCCCUCUUCUCGCCGGACGGCCGCAACGUCUACAGAGACCACAAGCAGCUGGAGCUCAGCAGCGAGACGUCGGAGGAGAUGGAUUCUUGGAAGGCGUCUUUUCUGCGCGCCGGCGUCUACCCAGAGAAGGUGUCCUCUGUCAACGGGAGUCGCGACGACGACGACGACCAGGCUGCGUCGCUGGACCCCAUGUUGGAGCGCCAGGUGGAGACCAUCCGUAACCUAGUCGAUAGCUACAUGAAGAUCGUGACCAAGACGACGCGCGACCUGGUGCCCAAGACCAUCAUGUACAUGAUGAUCGGUCAAUGCAAGACAUUCAUCAUGGGUGAGCUGCUGGCGCACCUGUACGCCAGCGGUGACCAGGCCAGCAUGAUGGAGGAGUCCGCCGAAGAGGCCUCCAAGCGCGAGGAAAUGCUGCGCAUGUACCACGCCUGCAAGGAGGCGCUGCGCAUCAUCAGUAGCGCGUCACUGGCGUGCUCGGCUGCGCCCGCCUCGGCAGCCGUUAGCAUGGACUGGGCCAACUCCACAAGCGGUGGCGGCGCGGCUGGCCGGCGCGCGCCACCGCCGACCGCGGCGCGACCGCCGCUAGUGACCGGUCGCCCGGCGCCGGCCAUCCCGUCGCGGCCGGGCGGCCGUCAGGGCCUGCCGCCGCCGCUGCAGCCG